Ilex paraguariensis (yerba mate) is the source of this 1187-nucleotide messenger RNA. The record is from the annotation of a GenBank genome assembly. Lineage: Eukaryota; Viridiplantae; Streptophyta; Magnoliopsida; Aquifoliales; Aquifoliaceae.
AUGCUUGUAUUGAUACUACAGAAUGUCCGUCCUCCAUUACUUACAGCUAGUGUGAAAGAAGUUGAACACUUUGCUGUAGCUGAAUGUUGUACCCCACCAGAGUACAGAAAUGGACCGGAAUGUCCCAUUCCGGUAACAAACGGUUCGCAUUCUGCGGUCUGUGAUCCUUUUCUUGUUCAUGUCGCAAUGACCCUUGAUUCGAAGUACCUGAGAGGUUCCAUAGCAGCUGUACACUCGAUUCUCAAGCACAGCUCUUGCCCAGAAAAUGUCUAUUUUCACUUCAUCGCCUCGGACUCCAUGUCCAACACCUUGAAGUUCGAUGACUUGACCCAAAUCGUGAAGUCCACAUUUCCUGGUUUGGGUUUCAAGGUGUACCCCUUCAGUGAAAGCCUGGUUAAGAACCUCAUCUCAUCUUCAAUUCGCCAGGCUCUUGAUGACCCAUUGAACUAUGCUAGAAUCUACCUAGCCGACAUGAUUGAGCCGUGCAUUGAUCGGGUGAUCUAUCUGGAUUCUGAUAUCAUCAUGGUGGAUGAUAUUCAGAAAUUAUGGUCCAUCACUUUAACUGGGUCUAGAGCCAUUGGAGCUCCAGAGUAUUGUCAUGUAAAUUUCACCAACUACUUCACAAGUCAAUUCUGGUUCGACCCUAAAUUAUCGAAGGUUUUUGAGGGUAAGAGACCGUGUUAUUUUAACACAGGAGUGAUGGUUAUGGAUUUGGUGAGAUGGAGGGAGGGGAGUUACAGGAAGAGAAUUGAGGAUUGGAUGGAGAUUCAUAGGGAGAAGAGGAUAUAUGAGUUGGGUUCGCUUCCACCAUUUUUGCUGGUUUUUGGUGGAGAAGUUGAGGCCAUUGAUCAUAGGUGGAAUCAACAUGGGCUUGGUGGCCAUAAUGUGGUGAAUAGUUGUAGGUCUGUGCACUCAGGUCCGGUGAGUUUGCUGCACUGGAGCGGCAAAGGAAAGCCAUGGGCAAGGCUCGACACUGGAAUGCCUUGCUCCAUUGAUCAUGUGUGGGCACCUUAUGAUCUCUAUGGGCACAACGACCUUCCAAAACACCAUGACCAGCUGUAGCCACCAAUGUCUGUUUGGUUCAUUGCGAUUGAUUCGAUUCUUUCAUUUUGUCACCACAUUCAAUUACAUUUUUUUGUAUGUGCAUCUAUAUACACAGAUUUUUGGGUGAUGUAUAUAUACAGAGG